Messenger RNA from Drosophila busckii, 1446 nucleotides. Its product is annotated as lysosomal aspartic protease. Gene Ontology annotation, molecular function: aspartic-type endopeptidase activity. Gene Ontology annotation, biological process: cell death; proteolysis. Lineage: Eukaryota; Metazoa; Arthropoda; Insecta; Diptera; Drosophilidae. Gene Ontology annotation, cellular component: lysosome. The record is from RefSeq and is a predicted model, not a curated record. The transcript has a single exon. The coding region runs from base 128 to 1399 and encodes 423 amino acids.
AUCCCAACUAAAAUUAAAGACCGCAAAUACCAAAGCCCAUUUGAUAAGCAGCUGUUGACUCAACAAUAUUUGGCUGUUUUCAUAAAUACGUGAGGUUGAAGCCAGUUAAGGUCAGAAAAUAGAGAUCAUGCAUUGGAGCUGGUUGCAAAAUUUAGUUGUGGCUGUGGUAUUGCUUCAACUACCAAACAGCACUGUUGUGGGUAGGCAGAGGCCGGUCACCGUGAGCCUGAAACGCUUGAGGGAUCAUGAGAGCACACUAUCGACCUUGCAAUUCGAGAAAGCUGCUUUAAAAGCCAAGUUCCGAGUGAAGUCGUUGCAGCGGCCUAUGUUGAUGGCUGCUGGCAGACAGGUUGAGGAAGAGACGCCCAGGCUGCCGUUGGGAAACGCCUACAACACCGAGUACUACGGCUUAAUUCAAGUGGGCAGUGCUCAGUCCUUCAAGAUAUUGUUCGACACAGCCUCUUCGAAUCUGUGGGUGCCAUCGAUACAGUGCCCCGCCGAUAACUGUACACGAAUGCACCGUUACGACUCCAGCUUAUCCAGCACCCACGUGCCCAACGGGAACGCCUUCCAAAUACAGUACGCCACACGCAACAAUCAACCGACCAUACUUAAAGGAUUCCUGUCAACGGACGAUGUGAGCAUUGCCGGGCUCACUAUCAAAAAGCAAACAUUUGCAGAGAUCACCUCGUUGCCACCGGGUGUCUUCAGCAAAGCCAACUUCGAUGGUAUUUUUGGCCUGGGCUUCAAGGAUAUCGCCAUUGGGGGCAUUACGCCACCCUUUACAAAAAUGGUGGAACAGGGGCUUGUCUCGCAACCUACGUUCUCCAUCUAUCUCAAUCGCAACAACACCGGCAGCAUAGAUGCUAAUGGAGGCAAGCUAUUGCUGGGACCCAGCGAUCCCACGCUCUACAGCGGCUGCAUGACUUACGUGCCACUUUCGAAAGUCGGCUAUUGGCAGUUCACUACACGCAGCAUCAGGCUGGGUAGCAGCAAUCUGCUGUGCUCCAACUGUGAGGCCAUUGUCGAUGUGGGCACCUCCUUGAUAGUGGCACCAAUCAAGGCAUUAAGGAGUAUCAAUGCCCAGCUGGGCUUGACAGAAGCCAGCAAGCGAGAUGGGGUCUACACACUGCCUUGCUCCAGAGUCCCCUUACUACCAUCAAUCACUUUCAAUAUAGGACGCCGCGACUUUGUUAUACCCGCCUCCAGCUAUAUUGUUCAGUAUAAAUCGACAUGUGUCUCGGGAUUCACCAGCUUGGAGGAGGGAAGCCAAGAGUUAACGGACGAUAGCGGAACAGACUACAGCAAUCUGUGGAUAUUUGGCGAUGUCUUUAUGGGCCCCUUCUACAUGGAGUUUGACAUGGAGUAUAAACGCAUUGGUCUUGCUCGAAAAGUUUAGAUAAGCCGAACUCGGACUUUGUACAUUUCUUUUAAUCAUUAAAUAUU